Messenger RNA from Cydia amplana, 2074 nucleotides. RefSeq names its product apoptosis-inducing factor 1, mitochondrial-like. Gene Ontology annotation, molecular function: NAD(P)H oxidase H2O2-forming activity; protein dimerization activity; FAD binding. The record is from RefSeq and is a predicted model, not a curated record. Gene Ontology annotation, biological process: mitochondrial respiratory chain complex assembly; apoptotic process. Gene Ontology annotation, cellular component: mitochondrion; cytoplasm. NCBI's taxonomy places the organism in Eukaryota, Metazoa, Arthropoda, Insecta, Lepidoptera, Tortricidae. The transcript is spliced from 10 exons.
UGUCAUCAUAUGUCGACCUAAAGCCUAACCUAAAUAAUUACUUUUCGGACUAAUAAAAAUCGAUUUAUUCAAAUGUACGACAAUGAAAUUAAUAGCUAGGAGAAACGGUCGUUUGAUUUAGAAGCGUUUUGUUUAGAGUGUAUUAGCAGUGUUCGGUGUCAUGCUGCGGGCUGUGUCGCGUCUGUGCUGCGACGGGCAGGGACUCGAGGCGCUCGCUCGCCGGGAUGCCUACAAACUAUUCCGCUCCGCGAUGCACACAACAUCCACAGCGCACAACACACACAACGCCGGUGGUGAGACGGUGCUGAGGACGGCGGGUGCGGGCGAGCCGGCCGCGGCGCCCGCCUGCCCCGCACCGCCCCCGCCACCGCCACCGCCGCCUCCACCGCCCCCGCCGCGACGCUCGUGGGUCGCCCUAGCGGCCGCGGUGGCGCUUACCUCUUCACUUGGUGGGGUGUAUUACUUCAGUAAGAUAAAAGAUGACACAACAAAGAAGGAAGUUAAAAAGUUAAAGCCGGAAGACGAGCACUCGGAGGAGGGUGUAUUGUACCCGGCGACCGGCGCCUCGCUCCCUGCCCACGUGGAGUUCCUCGUGGUGGGCGGCGGCACGGCGGCGUUCGCGGCGCUGCGCGCGCUGCGGGCGGCGCGGCCCGACGCGGCGCUGCUGCUCGCGGGCGCCGAGCGCGCGCCGCCCUACAUGCGGCCGCCGCUCAGCAAGGAGCUGUGGCGCCGGCCCGAGCUGGCCGCCGCCGCCGCCGACCCGCUGUCGCUCACCUUCACGCAGUACAACGGCAAGCAGCGCCGGCUGGUGUACGAGCCGCUGUCCUUCUACACGCCGCUGGAGCGGCUGCGCGAGGGCGGCGCGGGGGCGGGGCUGGCGCGGGGCUGGCGGGUCUCGAGGCUCGACCUGGCCGAGCGCAGCGCCGAGCUCAGCGCGCCCGGCCACCCGCCCGCCACACUCACCUUCGACAAGUGCCUCAUCGCUACUGGCUCGGUGCCCGCGCGGCUGCCCGCUCUGGCGCCGGCGGCGGCGGCGGGGCGCGCGCUGGCGCUGCACUCGGUGCGCGACGUUGCCAGGCUGGCGCGCGUGCUGCAGGAGCCGAGCACGACGCGCGUGGUGGUGGUGGGCGCCGGGCUGCUGGCCGCCGAGCUGGCGGCGUCGCUGGCCGAGCGCGUGCGCGCGCGCGGCGAGUCGGUGCAGGUGGUGCAGCUGUGCCGCGAGCCCGCGCCGCUGCAGGACCUGCUGCCGCCGUACCUGGCGGCCGACGCGGCGCGCCGCCUCCGGGCGCAGGGCGUCACGCUGCUGCCCGCCCGUUAGCCUACUUUUAUUUUACACGGACAGGGUGUGGGAGAGGGACAGGGCGAGGGCGCAUGCGCGGAGCUGGCGGCCGACGUGGUGGUGGAGUGCGUGGGCGCCGAGCCCGCCGUGGAGCUCGCGGGGCCCGCCGGACUCGAGCUGCACCCCCAACUCGGCGGCAUCGUGGUGAACGCGGAGCUGCAGGCGCGCAGCAGCGUGUGGGCGGCGGGCGACGUGGCGUGCUUCCACGACGUGACGCUCGGGCGGCGCCGCGUGACGCACCACGACCACGCCGUGCUGUCGGGGCGGCGCGCCGCGCAGAACAUGGCCGGCGACCACCAGCCCGAGCCCUACACGCACCAGAGCAUGUUCUGGAGCGACCUGGGCCCGCAGCUGGGCUACGAGGCGAUCGGCAUUGUGGACUCUCGGCUGCCGACGGUGGGCGUGUUCUCUUCCGACGCCGUGAGCGACGCGUCGGCGGCGGCGGCCGUCACGGAGGUCGGCGCGGCGGCGGCGGCGGCGGCGGCGGCGGCGCCGGACGGCGCGCUCGUCGCUGAAGCGGCGGCGGCGGCGGACGACGCCGCGCCGACGGACAAGCGCUACGAGCGCGGCGUCGUGUUCUACCUGCGCGAGCGGCGCGUCGUCGGCGUGCUGCUCUGGAACCUGUUCAACCGCAUGCACGUCGCCCGGCAGGUGCUGGCGCAGGGCGAGUUCGAGGACCUGUUCGAGGUGGCGAAGCUGCUCGCGCCGCACGACGAGGACUAGCCGGGACACGCC